GGGACUUAGUGCGUCAGACGCGUCUCCGAUUGGCGGCUAUUGUCCAUGCGAAAGUCUACCGGUUUUUGCAAACAACAUUACACAGGGGACGCGACGUUGCAUAUUUGUAUUAAGACAAAUAAAGGUCGCCCAACUGAAUCAAAGGGAUGAAAACACGGUCGUCUUCUCCACCCGUCCAUGUUCAUGUCUCAGACUCAACAUCUGUGCAUGUCCACCUAAAGAAGAGUCCACAGGAAAGCCAGGGUAAAGUGAGCAAUUUACGAUCAACUGCUAGUGUAAAGGUCCGAGCUCCCUGGGUUCCUCCUGGAAAGGCAUCAAGACGAAGAGAAUACAAAUGGGAGGGGGCUACUCGUUGCUUGGAGAUCACCCCUUCCUCUCCUCCUCUGCGGCUCACUGACCUGUCCAGUGAAGAGGACGAUGCGAGAGGCGUACUUGGCAAAUAUGAGAGAAAAAUUGAAAGUCUAAUGUCAGAGGUUGACUGUAUAAAAAGUGAGGUAAGGUUACGGCAGACAGAGGACCACUUAAAGCACCAGUCACAGCAGUCGAGUGCCUGUCGGCAUUUGAUUGAUCAGCAUGAGGAAAGACUCGAAGAAGCCAGUAAGGACUUGAGGAGGUCAAAGCGUGAGAAUGCUGAUCUACGUAGCACUGUAGAUGGGACGCAGGCUGAGUCUGGACAUAAGAGAUCAGAAAUAGGACCUCCAUAUCAGGAGAUAGAAACUUUGCUGAGGAAACUGGUGGAAGCUGAGAUAGACGGCCAGGCUGUAGCCAAACAAGUGACAGCUCUGAGGGAAACCGUAGGCAAACUUAAGAAGGACAAAAAACAGUCAAAGACACACUCUGAUCAGUUGGGUCGUCAACAUGAGCUACUAGAGCAAAAGUUAGACACGUUUGUGGAGACAAAUCGCACUCUCAGACGGCUUUUGAGGGAACAGCAUGGACGGGAGACAGAUGCACUGAGGUUGUCUGAUGAGAGGGAGAUGCUAAUGAGAAAACUAGCCGAUUCUGAGGCUGAGAAAAGGGUUUGUAAACUAACACCAAAUUUUUUU
This is a messenger RNA of Sinocyclocheilus anshuiensis, 1046 nucleotides long. RefSeq names its product outer dense fiber protein 2-like. Gene Ontology annotation, biological process: regulation of cilium assembly. Lineage: Eukaryota; Metazoa; Chordata; Actinopteri; Cypriniformes; Cyprinidae. The annotation marks the transcript as partial. The transcript is spliced from 8 exons. Gene Ontology annotation, cellular component: centrosome. The record is from RefSeq and is a predicted model, not a curated record.